Molecule: messenger RNA, 2205 nt
Organism: Trichosurus vulpecula (common brushtail)
Lineage: Eukaryota; Metazoa; Chordata; Mammalia; Diprotodontia; Phalangeridae
Product: probable ATP-dependent RNA helicase DDX5
Exons: 1
Coding region: 46-1890 (614 amino acids)
Biological process (GO): alternative mRNA splicing, via spliceosome
Cellular component (GO): nucleus; cytoplasm; ribonucleoprotein complex
Molecular function (GO): RNA helicase activity; RNA binding; ATP binding
Source: RefSeq, a predicted model, not a curated record
CCGCUUCUCCUCAGUUGCUUUCCUCCAGCCGCAACCAUUGACGCCAUGUCUGGAUACUCGAGUGACAGAGACCGCGGCCGGGAUCGAGGGUUUGGGGCCCCUAGGUUUGGAGGAAGUAGAGGAGGACCUCUAUCUGGAAAGAAAUUUGGAAACCCUGGGGAGAAACUCAUUAAAAAGAAAUGGAAUCUCGAAGAACUGCCCAAAUUUGAAAAGAAUUUUUAUCAAGAACAUCCUGAUUUGGCUAGGCGCACAGCACAAGAGGUUGAUACAUAUCGAAGGAGCAAAGAAAUUACAGUACGAGGUCACAACUGCCCAAAACCAAUUCUAAAUUUCUAUGAAGCAAAUUUUCCUGCAAAUGUCAUGGAUGUAAUUGCAAGGCAGAACUUUACUGAACCUACUGCUAUCCAAGCCCAAGGCUGGCCUGUUGCUCUAAGUGGGUUGGAUAUGGUUGGAGUAGCACAGACUGGAUCAGGGAAAACACUGUCUUAUUUGCUGCCUGCCAUUGUCCAUAUAAAUCAUCAGCCAUUCCUAGAGAGAGGUGAUGGGCCUAUUUGUUUGGUGCUGGCGCCAACUCGUGAACUGGCCCAACAGGUACAGCAAGUAGCUGCUGAAUACAGUAGAGCAUGUCGUCUAAAAUCCACUUGCAUCUAUGGUGGUGCUCCAAAGGGACCACAAAUACGGGACUUGGAAAGAGGUGUAGAAAUUUGCAUUGCAACACCUGAAAGACUGAUAGACUUUUUAGAGUGCGGGAAAACUAAUUUGAGAAGAACAACUUACCUUGUGCUUGAUGAAGCAGACAGAAUGCUUGAUAUGGGCUUUGAGCCUCAAAUCAGGAAGAUUGUUGAUCAGAUAAGACCUGACAGACAAACCCUAAUGUGGAGUGCAACUUGGCCAAAAGAAGUGAGGCAGCUUGCUGAAGACUUUUUGAAAGAUUACAUUCACAUCAACAUUGGUGCUUUGGAACUGAGUGCAAAUCACAAUAUUCUUCAGAUUGUGGAUGUGUGUCAUGAUGUAGAAAAGGAUGAGAAACUUAUUCGAUUGAUGGAGGAGAUCAUGAGCGAAAAGGAAAAUAAAACUAUUGUUUUUGUGGAAACCAAAAGAAGAUGUGAUGAACUUACCAGAAAAAUGAGGAGAGAUGGGUGGCCUGCAAUGGGUAUCCAUGGUGACAAGAGUCAACAGGAGCGAGACUUGGUUCUAAAUGAAUUCAAACAUGGAAAAGCUCCUAUCCUGAUUGCCACAGAUGUUACAUCUAGAGGGCUAGAUGUGGAAGAUGUGAAAUUUGUCAUCAAUUAUGACUACCCUAACUCUUCAGAGGAUUAUAUCCACCGAAUUGGACGAACUGCCCGUAGUACCAAAACAGGCACAGCAUACACUUUCUUUACACCUAAUAACAUAAAACAAGUAAGCGACCUCAUCUCUGUUCUUCGGGAGGCUAAUCAAGCAAUCAAUCCCAAAUUGCUUCAGUUAAUUGAAGACAGAGGUUCAGGUCGUUCCAGGGGUAGAGGAGGCAUGAAGGAUGAUCGACGGGACAGACACUCUGCGGGCAAAAGGGGUGGAUUAAAUACCUUUAGGGACAGGGAAAAUUAUGACAGAGGUUAUUCUAGUCUGCUUAAGAGAGAUUUUGGGGCAAAAACUCAGAAUGGUGUCUACAGUGCUGCAAGUUACACCAGUGGGAGCUUUGGAAGUAAUUUUGUGUCUGCUGGUAUACAGACUAGUUUUAGGACUGGUAAUCCAACAGGGACUUACCAGAAUGGUUAUGACAGUACACAGCAAUAUGGAAAUAAUGUCCCAAAUAUGCACAAUGGCAUGAACCAACAGGCACAUGCAUAUCCUGCUGCUGCAGCUGCACCUAUGAUAGGUUAUCCAAUGCCAACAGGAUAUUCUCAAUAAGACUUUAGAAGUAUAUGUAAAUGUCUCAGUUUUUUCAUAAUUGCUCUUUAUAUUGUGUGUUAUCAGACAAGAUAGUUAUUUAAGAAACAUGGGAGAUGCAGAAAUGACUGCAGUGCAACAGUAAUUAUGGUGCACUUUUUUGCUAUUUAAGUUGGAUAUUUCUCUACAUUCCUGAAACAAUUUUUAGGUUUUUUUUUUGUACUAGAAAAUGCAGGCAGUGUUUUCACUAAAGUAAAUGUACAGUGAUUUGAAAUACAGUAAAUGAAGGCAAUGCAUGGCCUUCCAAUAAAGAUAUUUGAAGACUGAAAAAAAAAA